This is a messenger RNA of Orbicella faveolata, 2780 nucleotides long. RefSeq names its product tRNA-dihydrouridine(47) synthase [NAD(P)(+)]-like. The record is from RefSeq and is a predicted model, not a curated record. Gene Ontology annotation, molecular function: tRNA dihydrouridine synthase activity; flavin adenine dinucleotide binding; RNA binding. Gene Ontology annotation, biological process: tRNA processing. NCBI's taxonomy places the organism in Eukaryota, Metazoa, Cnidaria, Anthozoa, Scleractinia, Merulinidae.
GGUGUACUGGGAAUGAGGUUGCUUCAAUAUGGCGGACGAAGUUGUCAAAUUUCCAUCAGCGGGGGAAAACGGAGAAAACUCUGUUUCUAGUAGUGAGGAAGAGAAGCAGUUGCAACCAGAAGCUAUAUCGAAGGAUGCCGAUGUGAAAUUAAGACCUGGAGUUGCACCUAUUAAGACGCAGUAUUUAAAGAAAACUUCAAAACAUGCCACAAGUAAGAUCAGUUUAGGUGAAAGUGAAGCUAGCAAAGACACUGAAACGCAAUCGACAAAUGAAGAUAACAAAGAAGGUGAAUCCGGAGAACCACCAGCUAAAAAGAAGAAAAAGCGUGGCAUGAACAAAAACAGACCAAGAGUGGCAAAACUAGAUUUCAAACAACAGUUAUGUACCAGUAUUGCCAAGGGUGAAGAAUGUGGGUACGGGGAUGACAAAUGCAGAUAUCUGCAUGAUAUUAAAAAGUAUAUGGAAAAUUAUAAACCUCCUGACAUUGGAGAAACUUGCAUAAACUUUGAGAAAUUUGGUAAAUGCACCUAUGGGGUGACUUGUAGAUAUGGAAAGAAUCACAUUUCGAAGAGUUUUAAAAACAUUGUGAACAAAGAGUUGUAUGAGGAGACUGCACCUUUAAGGACAAAGACUGUUUUAAGUAAGGAGCUGAUGUUUGCAUUACGGAAAAAGAAGUAUGAGUUUACCAAUUCAGACACUUUCUUGAAGCACCUUGCAAAAGUGAAAGCUGAAGGUAAACCAAAUAGUGAACUUGGAAGUUUGUCUAAGAUUUGUGAAAAAUCUGAAGGAGCUGUGACUGAUGAGGAUGUUAUCAAGCUUAGACCAGAAGAAAAGAAAAAGAUUAAUUUUGCUGACAAGCUCUAUUUAGCACCACUCACAACUGUUGGAAAUCUACCAUUCCGGAGGAUCUGUAAGCAGUUUGGUGCAGAUGUAACUUGCAGUGAAAUGGCCAUGUGUACAAAGCUUCUUCAGGCUAGCAUGUCAGAAUGGGCCCUACUAAAGCGUCACAGCUCUGAGGACAUUUUUGGUGCACAGCUGUGCGGCUCUUUCCCUGACACCAUGACAAGAUGUGCUGAGCUUCUUCAGAAUGAAGUUCCUAUUGACUUUGUUGACAUCAAUAUUGGCUGCCCCAUUGACUUAGUCUUUAAGCAGGGAGCUGGCAGUGCUCUGAUGGGGAGAUUUGGAAAGUUUGAACAGAUUGUCAGGGGUAUGAACUACGUCCUUGACAUCCCUCUGACAGUGAAGAUGAGAACGGGCAUCAGUGAUAAGAAGACUGCAUGGAAUGCGCACAAACUCGUCUCCAACCUCAAGUUAUGGGACGUGUCUCUUGUUACUCUCCAUGGUCGCUCAAGAGAACAGCGAUACACAAGGUUGGCAGAUUGGGAAUACAUUAAUGAGUGUGCCAAGGCUGCUUCCCCGAUGCCAUUGUUUGGCAAUGGAGACAUCCUUUCCUAUGAAGAUGCUAUUCUUCGAAAGGAACAAACUGGUGUGUCUGGUUUGAUGAUAGCAAGAGGGGCCUUAAUUAAGCCUUGGAUAUUUACAGAGAUAAAGGAAAACAGGCAUUGGGACAUUUCAUCCAGUGAACGCUUUGAUAUGCUGCGAGAUUUUGUCAAUUUUGGUUUGGAACACUGGGGUUCUGACUCAAUGGGAGUUGAAAACACCAGGAGAUUUCUUCUUGAGUGGUUGUCAUUCCAGUGUCGUUACAUUCCUGUUGGUCUGCUGGAGAGGCUUCCUCAGCGAAUCAAUGAAAGACCUCCACCUUAUUAUGGCCGGAAUGAUCUGGAAACUUUGUUGUCAAGCAGUGAUUGUGCUGACUGGGUCAAAAUAAGUGAGAUGUUGUUAGGUCCUGUGCCGGGAAAGUUCUGCUUCAUUCCCAAACACAAGACAAACUCAUACACCGAAACAGAAGGAUAACUUAAGUGUUAACAAAAGAUGCCUUUAUUUAUAUGUUAAUAGCACUGUAAAAUGCUUUCAAAUGACCUAAUGGCAUUUUGCCAAACUAUUUCAGAUCCAGAGUUUUUGAUUACUAUAUGUCAAAAAAAUGUCAAAAACUCCCUACACUGAAUCAGUGGGACAAUUAAGGGUGUGGCUACUGAAACAAUAUAAUACUGUUAAAACAUAGCAAAAUGUGUGAAACAUAUGCAAAUUAUCUGAAAGAUGGCGAUUUGAAGAGAACUUUUUAAAUUGGGAAAGAAAAGGUCGAAAGAUGGAGAAUGUAUUAAAUUGUACCUUUAAAGUAAGGUGUAGUCUCUAACCCUGACAAUCGCUAUACAAUUUUUUCAUCUUAGUUGUAUUGUAGAGGCCCUCUCAAAGACUAUUUUUGUAGUUUGAGUUUCAUUUGAUAUCUUUUUAAGAUAUUAUCACCUGAUUAGCACCUUGAACAAACCAAUAUCAUUGUUUAUGCCGUGUGAUUUUGAGGUAUGAUCACAUCACCCUUGAGGUCUUGUUGCGUCACUCCUGAAUAAUAUCACAGUUUCUGUUGAUUUGGCAAUAUAAUUCCACGUUUAAAUUUUAUUAAGGUCAUUUAUGUUUUUUUUUUCUGACACUUAAAAUUACAUUUAACAAUAUACAACAGUAAACUUUUCUCUUCAAUAGCUGUGCAGCAUGGGUCAUAGGUUGCAGUGAACAAUAUUUUGGUUUUGAGUAAUUAGUAAUAUUGAGUUUAUUGUGAUACAUGUAUGUCGUUGGUUGCAUUCAAUAGCAGUAGAAUAUAGCUCACAUUUAGAUUAUAAUGACUCUGUAAUAAUAAAUUGCAAUAAAUAAAGUUUCUUUGGGAUCA